Messenger RNA from Linum tenue, 730 nucleotides. The record is from the annotation of a GenBank genome assembly. Lineage: Eukaryota; Viridiplantae; Streptophyta; Magnoliopsida; Malpighiales; Linaceae.
UUCCUUUUUCUUUGCAUUCGUUUUCUCUUCCUUUUCUUGAUUGGUUUCAUUCUCUCUCUUUCUAUCUAUAAAAAUGGGGUUUCUUUGAUCCUCUUUUUUCAGGUUUGUUCAUCCCCUCUCUCAGGAACAGAAGGAUCCGAGCUUUGCAUCAGAGCUGAUUCAUCCUUCAGCUGUGAAUCUCCUGUGUGUCCUGGAGUGGAUUUUGAGCUAUUUGGAAGAGGGAGGGAGGAUUCGAAGAACACCCAGAACCACAGGUUCUAUACUGAUUUCAGAGCUUGGAGCAAUCAACUGGCAAAUUUGAGAGGGUCGGAGAGGAAUUGGAAGAGACUCAGAUCCCCAAAAUUGGUUGGAGCAAGAAGGGAGUGAGCUCUGCGUUGUCCACGGUGGGAGACUGAACAGCGGAUUCAAGCAGUCGUUGCAAGCGGCCACCUAGGAAUGGCCGAGAAUCCAUGUCUGACGUGGAGAGAACGCGGAGAAGACCUAGAAUCGCCAGAUCUGCUGCACCUAUUCCUUUGUUGAUCGGGGUUGGACAAUACCCACGACCCGGGAAGACGAAGUCCAUGACAAAGGGAAACCAGAUUUGCGAACCAUGCCGUUGAGAAUGGUGUAGGAAAGUGUAGUCUCGAGGUGCCUGUAAUACUGAUCAAAGAAGGUUUGAAGGCUUUCAUCUCUUCUCCAUAAAAUGGGUUAUGUUGCCCUGUUCGUCGCUCGACGAGUUCCAUCUGUUGAC